AUCCUCUCCUCACCCCUUUCAGGUUGGUGCAUCGUCACGGAUCUGCGUUAGGGCAGGGACAGUUCCUCAGCUCCGUGCGGCGGGGGAGGUAGUAGUUUGACGAGAGCAGAGGAAGGUGCAACAACGCAGAGCAUCAAUAAUUCACUGUCACGCACAAGUACGAAAAGGAGCCCAUGGAAUGAAGCAGUCCUGACAUGCAAAUGCUUACCAGUUGCUACCCAAGGCAACAGUGAAACAAGGAAGAAAAUAAAUGUACAACAAGUAAAUUGACAACAAAAUCAUUUGGUCAAGCAAAUCUAAAAUGGAGCAGGAAGAGCAAGUGGUCAUGCAGGAAUUGGUAGGCAGAAUUACUGUUUAUACCAUUACGGGAUGUCUUCAUUGCCUUAGAGCAAAGGCUCGUCUGACCAAUGAGGGUCUCCCAUUCGUUGAAGUAAAUAUAAAGGAUAAUCCUGAAAUAAGGGAUCAGAUUAUCAACCUCACUGGGCGUCACACUGUACCACAGAUAUUCUUCAACAACAAAUUUAUUGGAGGAAAUGAAGAUUUUCAGAAAUUGUCACAGGAAGAACUUAACAAACUGAUUGAACUAGUUAAGCAUGAAGCCGCACCUUCUGAUGCUCCUCCACUCCCUGAACCAAAAGUUGUUGAAGAUGAGGAACCAAAGGAAGAACUGAAAAGUGAAAGAGAUGAAUUUGCAGAUCUGAUAUUGGAAUUCAAACAUAGUGGCAAUAUUGGCAGUCACUGGUCAUGUCUCAAACAUCACCACAAGACCUUUACUGGCAAAAACCUGGUUGCCUGGCUGGUCAAUUAUAAAAGCCUUGACAAAGCUGCAGCAAUUGAAAUUGGAAACAAUCUGAUAAACAGAAAGUUUUUUAACCCUCUGAGUGAAAAAAGAUUUGAAGAUAGUGACGCCCUGUACAGAUUGGUGGAGGAUGACUCUGCAUCAGCAUUAAAUUCUGGAGCCACAGCAGAAUAUCGAGCAGUUUCCGCAUCUAGACAUUCUGAAGUUAUGAGAGAUUUAAUUCUGAAGCUGUUCUCAGAACACAUUACACCUGAUGGCAAGUUUGUGGAUUACAAAUCCAUGGCUGAUAGUCCAUCCUUUGAGGAGUAUUGCAAACUUGCAAUACAGCUUCAGCGGCUGAAGUUUGAUGAUCUCAGCAGAAAUGAGAAACUGGCAUUCUUCAUCAAUGUGUACAAUGCAUUAGUAAUUCAUGGAAUUAUUAAAUACAAAGCACCAAAGAACAUGUGGCAGAGAUAUAAAUUUUUUAAUACUGCAAGUUAUGUGAUUGGUGGAGAAGUCUUUACACUGCAAGAUAUAGAAAAUGGUGUACUGCGGGGGAACCAAAAGGGCAUUGCUCAAUUGACAAAACCUUUUUCAAAGGGUGAUCCACGUCUCAAGGCUGCACUGGAGGAAGUGGAGCCACUGAUUCAUUUUGCUUUAAACUGUGGAGUUCAAAGCUGUCCUCCCAUCAAGACCUACUCUGCGAAGGACAUCGAACACCAAUUAAAGAUUUCAGCUGAAGCUUUUCUUGAUGGUGCUGAAAGCUGUCAAGUUGAUGUGGCCAAAAAGGAACUUCGUCUGAGUCAAAUUUUCAAAUGGUACAAAGUUGAUUUUGGUGGAACAGAUGAAAAGUUGCUGCAAUGGGUGUUCGAGCACCUACAAGAUUCACCAAAGAAGAAAGCACUGAAAGAACUCAGGGACCAUGAAAUCGUCAAAAUUGUUUAUCUUCCAUAUAACUGGUCAACAAAUUCUAAGGACUGAUGCUGGCGGGGCAUGGAACUUAUUGCCUGAUGCCUAAAUUAUCCAACUAUGCUUAUCCAAUCAAAUCAGUUUGAAGUAGCUUCACUUAUGAAUUUCUGACCUUACAGAUUUAAUCCACUGUAGACUUGUGCUGUAACUUAAUCAAUGUGAUGGCGUAAUUCAGAUUUCCUGUUUUUGAACUACUAAUUUCCAUUCUUUUGAUCAUUCUUUGAAAAUGAUUUUAUUUCUGAAUUUAAUGUUGAUUAAUUGAUUGCAAAACAGUAGUUUUUUACAAUUUGAAUUCUUAGUUUCAAUAGAGAAAUCUCAUCUAUUUUAAGGUUUUGUUUCAUGGAAUUAAAUGGACCAUGAGAACUUGUUUCAACAAUGUAGGUCAACAAUUUUUUUAAAAAUAUCUCUGUGUAACACCAAACAAAGAAAUUCUCCUUGACCUUGUUUCAGCUCACUUGGACUAGAGUACAUUUUGUAUUGGUGUCUUUGCCAUUAGCAACUGUUACCAGGCACUUAUCCAAGAAAGAAUUACUCAACUGCCAGUGGGUUUUAGAGCUAGAAGACAUUUUAAAAGCAAAUUGUAGGUGAGAUUUAUUGGCAAGAUAUUGAUACAGCAUAGGGAUGAAAAUCAUGGUUUUAAGUAGUUUGAAAAGAAAGUUUCAGAAAAGAAGAAAUCUGGCAAGACUUAAUCCUUUCUAGCACAUUUGGAAAAAAUGUUACUGUUGUCUACAGUAAAUAUUUCCUUUCAGAAAUUCCUACUUUUGCAUAAAUUAUUAGGCUCAAUUUAAACUAAUACAAUCAACCGCUCAUAACAAGAUUUACUAACUUGAACUCAGCAAUUACUUGUUAGACCACAAGACACAGAAGUAGAACUAAGCCAUUCAGCCCAUAUUCUUCUCUGCCAUUCCAUCAUGGCUGAUUUAUUAUCCCCCUCAAACCCAUUCUUCUCCCUUUGCCCUAUAAUCUGUGACACCCUUAUUAAUCAAGAACAUCUCCAUUUUAAAUAUACCAAAGUUCUAAACUACCAGCUACAUUGCAGCAAACACACGGCUUCAGAGGGCCUAUGCUUCAGUUAUGCUGGCAUUGCAUAUUUUUUUUUGUAACCACUUGUGUUCAACACCAGACAUAAUUUAGUGGCUGGAUGGUUCAGGCAAGUUUCACAUUGCAGUAAGAGUUAGUUACUCUGUUUGUCUCAUUAUGAUGUAGCUUAUAGAAAUAACACCAGGGUUUGGUCAAUAGUUUUACCCAACACAGAUGGUUCUUGCCAAAGUCAGGACAGCCCCAAAUAAUUACCAGGCAGGCAUCUGCACAUUUGGAGGAUACACCUAUUUAAACUCAAUUUUAGUAUUUUCCUUUCAUAGAGUACAUGGGAAUGCGUAUGGUCAUUUUAAAAUGUCUCAGGCAGAUGUUACAAGAUGACAUUUAUUUUAAACAGAAAACUUUCUGUUGAAUGAACCAUAUCAGAGCAUAAAGUUUCGCUUCAACUUAUCUGAACUUUCCAAACCAAUGAAUUCUGUUCAGUGUUAGUGGUUACAAACAAAAACUUUUGUUGGCCAGAAGGAACUCGUCUAUAAAUUAGUGGAUUUGAAUGAAUCAAGGACAGUGGAAGUUGACAAAGAACUAUAGUUUACAAAUUAGGGAAUUUGGAUGAAUCAAGGACAGGGGAAGCAGACAAACCAAUCAUCUUUGAUCUCCCCCCCCCCCCAAUCUUUUGACCUCUGAACUGAUUCUUUUGCUGGGAUAAUCUAACCAGAGCAAUUUAAUGUGGACACGGAGCUUCAGAGAAUGGCCUGCUAAACCCAAGAUCAUUCUCGGACAAGUAGCUAUUUAUUAUGUAAAGUGCCAGACCUACCAAAGCAGCAUUCUAAUCUCAUUAGGUUCAGUGUCUGGGUUGCUUGGUUUAACUGGUUUGGACCAGCCAGAGUUAGAAGAAACAAAUAGACACCAGUGGGAGGUGGAGGAAAGAACCAUAAAACAUUGGUGGCAGCCCUGGAAUAGAAACAGGAAGGUGAGCCAGGUAGGUCAGGUGACCUUGAGCCAAUGAGGGGGGAGGUCCACCAAUUCAACUGAUGAGGAACACUGUAAGAGUCAGGAGCUCCAAAUACUUAACAGCGAUAACUCCCCAGCAACCAGAGACGAACCAUUGUGGAUAAGGAAGACCCCACGGACAGAUGGAGAUCAGGACCACGAGGAAUGCCCAGCCAGUGUAGAUUCCUCUCUGGAGUAAUACCUUUUCUUUUCAUUGACUGCUCAGGGAAUUCUUGUGGGUGUGUGCACAGUUAGUUUGUGAACCCAAGUGCUUUUUAGUUGAGACAAUAAAGGUUACUUGUUGGUUAAUACAG
Molecule: messenger RNA, 4089 nt
Organism: Mobula hypostoma (lesser devil ray)
Lineage: Eukaryota; Metazoa; Chordata; Chondrichthyes; Myliobatiformes; Myliobatidae
Exons: 11
Coding region: 302-1759 (485 amino acids)
Biological process (GO): cell redox homeostasis; intracellular signal transduction
Molecular function (GO): electron transfer activity
Source: RefSeq, a predicted model, not a curated record